Molecule: messenger RNA, 195 nt
Organism: Tetrahymena thermophila SB210
Lineage: Eukaryota; Ciliophora; Oligohymenophorea; Hymenostomatida; Tetrahymenidae
Product: acetyl-coenzyme A transporter 1
Exons: 1
Source: RefSeq, a predicted model, not a curated record
AAGUAUUUCCAUAGUUAAAAAGCUUUCAUUAAAUUAUUGUUUAUAAACGAAUUCAAUUUAAAAAUUAAAAUUUCUAACAUAUUCUUUACUCUACUUAUUCUUUAUGCAUAAGAAAAUCCUCUCUUAGCAGUUAAUCCCAAAAAAUUAGUGGAGACUAGAAAAUUUGCAGCCUAAAAAACAACAAUGAUUGAUUGA